AGUGCAAAAAGCAGCAGCGGAUUUGCGUAAAUCCCACUUGAUUGCUUCACCUUCCUCCUCCUCCUCAUGCUUCUCUCUCUCUAUCUCAUAACUUGAAUCCUAAGUAUGAUUUACACCCUCUUCUCUUUAAAUGAACACAAUUAGUUCCCUAGUUUUACCCUCUCCACAUAACAACAACACUGACACAUUUCCACCCCCUGAAACGUUUCACUGACACACGCACACGGGCAAUGUCUCACUAUAUAGCCCCAGUGACUACUUCAUAGUUCACAGUUCACAGACCCUUUCUCCAUAAUUAAGAAAACCCUGUCCUUUUGUGUCCUUUUCCCUCCCACACAUGGGUCGCCAUUCCUGUUGUUUAAAGCAAAAACUAAGGAAAGGUUUAUGGUCCCCCGAAGAAGAUGAGAAGCUUUUCAAUUACAUUACCAGAUUUGGUGUUGGCUGCUGGAGUUCCGUUCCCAAACAAGCUGGUCUGCAAAGGUGUGGAAAGAGUUGCAGAUUGAGAUGGAUAAACUACUUGAGGCCUGAUUUGAAGAGAGGAAUGUUCUCUCAGCAGGAGGAGGAUCUUAUAAUUAGUCUCCAUGAAGUUCUAGGAAAUAGGUGGGCUCAAAUUGCAGCUCAAUUACCGGGGAGGACAGAUAAUGAGAUUAAGAACUUUUGGAAUUCAUGUUUGAAGAAGAAGCUAAUGAAGCAAGGGAUUGACCCUGCUACACACAAGCCACUCCUCAAUGUUGAAGAUCGCAUGAUAAAGGAAGAGAAGGAAACCACAGCCACAGAGACAGCACCUAUGCUACUACCGGUCUCUCAAGGGGUUUUAGAGUCACCACUUCUAGUGAACAAUUCUAAUAGUUACUAUGAUGAUGGAGUAGCACUAGCGGUAACAGAAGCUUCAAGGGAAGUUUACGUGAACAAGCCUUCUGCAUUGGACCCUUUGUCCUACUUUGAAUUCCAAAUGGGUAAUUAUAGUUAUAACUCAAGUGUGAGUCAUUGCCACCCAAUGAGACAAUUUGAUCAGAACCAGGUGGGAACCGAUUCUAGCUACGGAUUCUCGUCAAUGCCGUGUCUGAAUGGUUCUGAUCAUGGGAACGUGUCGGUGACGGACUCUGUCGGAGAUCCAACAUCGACCAGUGGUAUAACCAGAAAUAACUCAAGCAUGAGUGUUUAUCCGGGGUGUCAAAUGAUGGGGUUCUCGUGGGAUGGUGAGAGUAAUAAGGUUGAUCCUUUGUUACAAUUUGAAGUCAAUGUCGUAAAAUCUGAAGAGUUCAAGGCAAGUUCGUGGCAAGAAGAAGCGCAGAUUCUGGCUCAGAAUUCAAUAGAUUUCACUAGCUAUCCGUUAAUGACGUCACUGUCGGAGGAUCUAACGGUGGGAGCAAAUUUUGAUGUUUUCCAGCACAUGUGAGCUGUAAAUUCUCAUUUUUUUUAACGUUGAAUUUUUUGAGCUGUUAAUUUCUCUCGUUGAAACAAGAUAGAAAAGAAUAGAAAGGUGUUGAUAACAGGAAAUUUGUAGCAAAAGAUUUGAGAAUUGAGAUGAUGAGAUGAGAUGAUCCCCCCCUCCCAUCCGCAUAUCUUUGUUUUUCUUGUUGAUGUAUCAGUUUUCAUCAGCAGAAGUUUGAAUGACGAUUAUUGCUGAUUAAUGAGUGAAGCUAAUUUUAUUUUCUUUUUUUUGUGAUCCUCAUCUUUUCAUCUGUCCAUUCACAAGUCUUU
Molecule: messenger RNA, 1704 nt
Organism: Cajanus cajan (pigeon pea)
Lineage: Eukaryota; Viridiplantae; Streptophyta; Magnoliopsida; Fabales; Fabaceae
Product: transcription repressor MYB6
Source: RefSeq, a predicted model, not a curated record